This is a messenger RNA of Papaver somniferum (opium poppy), 913 nucleotides long. RefSeq names its product photosynthetic NDH subunit of subcomplex B 3, chloroplastic-like. The record is from RefSeq and is a predicted model, not a curated record. Lineage: Eukaryota; Viridiplantae; Streptophyta; Magnoliopsida; Ranunculales; Papaveraceae. Gene Ontology annotation, biological process: P450-containing electron transport chain. Gene Ontology annotation, cellular component: chloroplast thylakoid membrane. Gene Ontology annotation, molecular function: 2 iron, 2 sulfur cluster binding. The coding region runs from base 91 to 693 and encodes 200 amino acids. The transcript has 6 exons.
UUAUCUCUAAUUCAUACAGUGAACUUCAAAACUUUGAAAAAAAAUUAAAUGAUUCAGCACUAGUAACUACUACUUUCGAAGAUUUUAAGAAUGAGUACUCUGAAUUUGAUCAAUUCUUCUUCUUCUGCAUUAGUUUCUCGCACAUCACUCUCUUCUUCUGCUUCUAACUUCAACUACAACACCAAACUUACCACCAAUAGUAUUAUCCUGCCACUGCCUAACAGAAGAGCUACAUUCCCUGGAGGGAAAAUUAGAGCCGUUGGUUCAGUCACGGAGGCCGUUGAAUUAGAAGAGACUACCUCAACUGAAGAACCACCGUCGAUCGAUUUCGCAUUUGUUAACUCAGUUUUGCUACCUGAUGGAAGUCUGGAUAUACACACCCGUUCAGCUUGUGGAGGGCAGAAACUUAGAGAUAUAAUGUUGGAUACCAACAUUGAACUCUAUGGACCAAAUGCGAGACCUCUUCUAAACUGUGGAGGAGGAGGAACAUGUGGAACAUGCAUAGUUGAGGUUGUUCAAGGAAAGGAACUCUUGAGUCUCCGUACAGACAAAGAGAAGGAGAUUCUCUAUAAGAAGCCAAAGACAUGGAGACUUGCAUGUCAAACCACAGUCGGUAAACCGGACUCGAGAGGAGAGGUUGUCAUCCAACAGUUGCCCGAAUGGAAGGCACAUGAAUGGUCUUACGAAAGAUGAUUUUUAUUAUUAUACAAUUUGAAAUAUAAUCAAUUUCCUUAUCCUGUAUUUAACAAAUUGGCAUUCAUGAGUUGAAAAUGUUUGGUGAGCCUGUUCUUCUUUCCGCUAUGCAAGGUUAGUUGAAAGGAUCCACAACCUUUUGGUCAUGGAGCAACAAAAAUGGUUCCUUACUAUGUUGCAAAAGUUAUUGAUCCCAAUGCAACAACGGUUUUUAUAGAAU